Messenger RNA from Melozone crissalis (California towhee), 1188 nucleotides. It is a transcript of the gene DND1, whose product is annotated as DND microRNA-mediated repression inhibitor 1. Gene Ontology annotation, molecular function: mRNA binding. The transcript has 5 exons. Gene Ontology annotation, cellular component: nucleus; cytoplasm. Gene Ontology annotation, biological process: negative regulation of miRNA-mediated gene silencing; mRNA stabilization. The record is from RefSeq and is a predicted model, not a curated record. Lineage: Eukaryota; Metazoa; Chordata; Aves; Passeriformes; Passerellidae. Bases 1 to 1188 code for a protein of 395 amino acids.
AUGGACGAGAAGACAUGGAAGAACAAAAUCAACGAGGCCAACAAGAUGGCCCUGCUGGCCUGGGAGAAGGAGAUGGGCAUCGAGCUGGUGCAGAUCAACGGGCAGAGGCGCUACGGGGGCCCUCCCCCAGGCUGGGUGGGCGGCCCGCCGCCGGCCGGCACCGAGGUGUACAUCGCCAGGCUGCCGCAGGACAUCUACGAGGACACGCUGCUGCCGCUGUUCGGGAGCGUGGGGCGGCUCUACGAGUUCCGCCUGAUGAUGACGUUCAGCGGGAUGAACCGCGGCUUCGCCUACGCCCGCUACGCGUCCCGGCAGGACGCGCGCAGCGCCAUCGCCACCUUCCACCGCUUCCAGCUGCGCCGCGGCUGCGCCAUCGUCGUCUGCUGGAGCACGCAGAAGCGCGAGCUGCUCGUCAGCGGCCUGGGCGCCUCGGUGAGCCAGCGGGAGCUGGAGGCCACGCUGCAGAGGGUCACCGAGGGCAUCUGUAGUGUCACCCUGCACGCCAGCCCCUCCCAGAAACAGGCCAAGCUCGCAGUGCUGAAGUACAGGUCGCACCAGGCUGCUGCCCUGGCCAAGAAAACUCUGAUGGAAGGGACCCUGAGGCUCGGGAAAGCAAAGCUGAUGGUGGAAUGGCUGAAUCCCCAGCUGAAGCAGAAGCUGCAGCUCUGUGAGGAGGAGCCACCGUCCAGCUGGGUGCAGGGAGGUGAGAGCCCAGCAGUGCCCCCGCCUCUGUCACUGCAGAACGUGCUGGACUGCCUGAACGCGCUGUGCUGGAAGCAUCACCUGAGGACACCCCUGAUCAGGACCAAGUGUGUCCAGGUGAACCCCAACGGGUGGCAGCGCUUCUGGUACCAGGUGGCCAUCCCGGGGUCCCACGUGCCCGUCAGUGGCUUCAUGUGGAUCUCACCAGACAGGCAGGGCCAGAGCGAGCCCGAGAAGGCCAAGGUGGUGGCAGCCCUGCACCUUCUGCGGGUGUUGGCUGAGUCCUUGGGCCCCUCCCCAUCCGUCACGGACCGCUCCCAGUCCCUCUGGCCCCAGCCACGUGCCCCCACCCCCAAAGGGCUCCCCCGCUCCAGGACCCUCAGCCGCCCAUCCCCAGCCUGUACCCCCAGCGCGGGGCCCCCUGACCCCUAUAACCGGUGUCCCCUGAGGGACCCCCGCCUGCGCCGAAACGCGCUGCCCCUUUAA